Capsaspora owczarzaki ATCC 30864 is the source of this 3818-nucleotide messenger RNA. RefSeq lists its product as hypothetical. The coding region runs from base 19 to 3639 and encodes 1206 amino acids. NCBI's taxonomy places the organism in Eukaryota, Filasterea, Ministeriida, Capsasporidae. Gene Ontology annotation, cellular component: cytosol. Gene Ontology annotation, molecular function: flavin adenine dinucleotide binding; oxidoreductase activity, acting on paired donors, with incorporation or reduction of molecular oxygen; heme binding. The record is from RefSeq and is a predicted model, not a curated record. The transcript has 10 exons.
CAUCAUUCAUCAUCCACCAUGGUCAGAUCAAAGGCAGACGCUGCUUCGGCGGUGGCUGCUGUCGGCCCGCUGUCUCAUCUCGCGCCUGUGGCAGCUGAAAUUGCAUCCGCUGCAUCUGCCUCCAGUUCCAGCCACGCCUCAGCACCAGCACCAGCACCAACAUCAACAUCAGCCUCAACCACGACGAGUGAGACUGGCAAGGCGGACGAGGGCGAGGCAGCAGAGGGCAAGGCGGACGAGCCAUCUGCUAAUACUUCGCCUUCUUCGCCUUCGCCAGCAGCAGCGAUUCAGGCGCCGCAGCCGCCGAUGCCGCCACGCAAGCCGCUCGUGGGACAUUUGGCGCUGCUUGCGUCUGGCCGCGGCGGGUGCGUGUGCGACGCGCUGCACCGCAUCCUCAUUGCCCACGGGAACAUUGUGAAAUUGGACAUCGUCGAGCGCAAGGCCAUUGUCAUUGGCUCUGCCUCUGCCAUCCAGCGCGUCUUCCUCACCCACACCGAGCUCUACCCAAAGGGCGCCACUCUCGACGAGCUCCGCGCGGUCGGCAUCGGCGGUAAGGGCAUCGUCGAAACCGAAGGUGCAAUCUGGGAACGGCAGCAUCGCCUCGUCCGUCCAGCCUUCCGCAGUUCCAUUAUCGCCAAGCUCGCAGAUUCCUUCCUGGACAUUGCGCAACGCGGAGCAAACCUGCUGAGCGAAGGGACUGAAUUCGAAGGCCUUGCGCUCUUCUCGCGCGUCGGAUUCACUGCCGUCGUCAACACGCUCUUCAACCAACCAACUCCUGUGCUGGACUCGCUCGACGGCAACGACACUGUCAUGAAAACUACGCACUAUGUCGGCGGCGAGCUCAUGAAGCGCAUGCAGCGAACUCGAUUCUGGCGCAAACUGCCCAUUCCCAGCAACUUUAAAGUGCGCCGACUCGUCAAUGAGAUGCGUGAACUCUACUCAAAGCAGAUCGAAAUCCAACGCAAGGAUCCGCUUGGUGCGCUCCUCUACGAGAUGUUGACCUACCGCGAUGAAAAUGGUCAGCCUCUGCCCGAAGACGAGAUUUUGGACACGUAUCAGAACAUUCUGGGCGCGGGUCACGAGUCGACGGGAAACACGCUUCACUGGGCCCUGUACAUUCUAUGCACGCAUCCGGAGAUUGCCGCCAAGCUUCAGGCGGACAUUCUCACGGCAUUCGACGAGAAGGGCCAGCUGAAUCUCGACAAGCUCCGCAACCUAAAGUACCUCGCUCUCUUCCUCAAGGAGCUGCUGCGUGUGUACACGCCCUUCCCCGUGCUGUUGCGCGAAGUCGCGCAAGACGACAUUCUGGACGGCUUCCGCGUCAAAAAGGGGUACUGGGUGUUUGUGCACACCAUGCGCAUGCACACGGAUCCGGCCGUCUGGGGCAAUGAUGCUCAUCUCUUUGUUCCAGAGCGGUUUAGCGACGAGCGCAUGGCCUCGAUCAACCCCAAUGCCUACUUGCCUUUCUCGGUGGGCCCGCGCGCUUGCCUCGGCCAUUACUUUUUCACCCUCGAGUUUAAAAUCGUCCUGGCCGUCUUCCUCCAGAGGUUUCACUUCUCUCUCCUCCCCAACCAAGAAGUGCUGCCCAUGCUCAAGUUUGCCCUGCUGUCCAAGAACGGCAUUUGGUUUAAGGCGCACGAAAACGAUCCAGCCGCUUCGGCCGCGGCACGUGCAGCAGCGGCUGCCGCCCAGGCAGCCAAGGCAGCAUCGGCGCCUGUUGAACGCUCGCCAGACACGCCAGUCUUGGCGACUACGACGUCGCUCUCCCUCCUGUUGAGCGACUCGCGCAACACUGUGAUGAAAUCCAUCGACGCCAAGAAAGCGCCAACAGCGGCCCACAACACCCCGCUCACGAUUGUGUACGCAUCGCAGAUGGGCACGUCCGAAACGUACGCACUUUGGCUGUCGCCUCUCGCCAAAGCGCAAGGCUACGAUGUCGAGAUCAUGUCUUUUGCCGAUCUCCCGCCCGUUUUGUCCAAGAAAUCGCUCAUUGUCUUUGUCUGCCCGUCGUACAACGGCUUCCCGUGCGAGAAGAUGAAGUCCUUCUAUGAAUACAUGCAGACCGUUGCAAGCAGCUCUGAGAAGCCCGAGUUUACAGGCUUGUUUGCUGGCUUUGGGUGCGGCAAUAAGCUGUGGAAGAACACCUUCCAGGCCAUUCCUCGCGCUGUGGACGCGUUUUUCGAGAGCAUUGGCGGAGAGCGUGUCUCGCCCCUGGGCGAAGGCGACGCAGACAAAGACUUGGAUCUUGACUUUGAAAAGUGGAGCGCGCUGCUCUGGCCUGCGCUUGCGCUGCGUUUGGACCUGAACUUGGCUGACGCUACUCAAGAGAGCGCACCCUCCCAGUCCACGUACGCUUUCGAAGUUUCCAACGCUGCACACCCAGCCGAUCAGAGCAACCCCGACUCUGUCCUGUUCACCGUUGCCGAGUCUCGCAACUUGUUCCAGGCAGCACCCGGUGUGCACGUCAACCGCGAUCGUCUUGUGUCGCACUUGGUGUUGACCACGGAUCGGCCGGUGCAAUACCAAGCUGGCGAUUACUUCUGCGUUACUCCGCCAAGCAACCCGGCGGUGGUCGAAGCCCUCUGCGCCCGUCUCGGCGUCUCUCCCUCGACGCUCCUCACCAUGAAGCCCCUGUUCAGCGGCGUAACAGCCGUGUACCAAGGUGCCAAGCCGCUAUCCACAGUCCUCUCGCGCUACUUUGACUGCACGUCCAAGCCGACCUGCAAGUUCUUCCGCUCCAUGGCUGCGCAUGCCACUGACGCCGACGAGAAGGCUGCACUUCAAAUUCUCGCGCUCCUCCUUCUGCCAGAGAAUGCGAGCCCCGUCGCUGCCACCUUGGCGCGUCGAAUGCCGAGCACGUAUCUUGAGGCGCUCCAACUCUUCCCUUCCGUCAAACCCUCGCUCCAGGACUUUAUGCAAAGUGUUGCGCUCACAACACCGCGCUACUAUUCGAUCGCAAGCGCAUUUGCUCCAAACAAGAUUGAACUCGGUGUUGGCGCUGUCCAGUACGUCGAGGCAGCCUCUGGAACCCUGGUUCACGGCUUGUCGUCCUCGUGGCUCUGCAGUCUGCCUGUUGGUUCCGUGAUUGAAGGAUCGAUCAAACAAGGCGAUUCCUCCUUCCGCAUGCCUUCGUCGCAUCGUGCUCCCAUGCUGCUCGUCGCAGCGGGCACUGGCAUCACCCCCAUGCGCAGCUUCCUGCUUCAACGCGAGCUGGAUGCGAAAGAUCAGCAAGACUCCGAUGCCCCAGAGCCCGCAAUGCUCUUCUUUGGUUGCAGGACGCUUGGCGAUGUCUACUUUGACGCCGACUUCCGUCGCCUCCAAGACCAAGGCGCGCUGGUUUUGCAUACGGCCAUCUCUCGUCCGUCUGCCGAUGACAAGAGCCCGAAGCAGCAUGUCCAGGAUAAAAUGGAGGCUGAGGCCGAAUCUGUGUGGCAGCUGCUGCAAAAGCCGAAUUCGCACAUGUACGUGUGUGGCAUGCCGGCCAUGGGCGCCGCGGUUCGAAACACGCUGGUCAAGAUUGCUUCAGAGCGGCUUGGAAGCGCUGAAGCUGGCAACGCAUUCGUGCAGGAACUGGAGCGGUCUGCGCGCUAUUGCCAAGAGGUGUGGGGAACCGACGCGAUGGCGUCGCCCUCCACGUAACCCUGUGACUGCUUUCUUCUGUGAUUCUUUGACGACAAGCUGUAUUGUACGAGUCUUUCAUCAAUGUAGAGAAUUCCCAUCUUGUGUUGGAACAAACUGUUUUGCUGUUGUUUUGGACUUUAUCACCGUUCACAUGGCUCUGCCUCAUAUUAUCAUCAUGCCAAUACAAUAAUUCUGUC